AUGGUCAACAACAAUAAUCAAAUAUCGAAUUACAUCUCCUUAUCACCCACGACCCUUCGAAUCGUGAGUUUCCUCGGUUUUUUUCCUUUUUUUAUUCCUUUUUGAAACUCGUAAUUGUAAGUUUUUUUUGAUUAUAAUUACAAAACUGCCAUCGUUAACCAUUUUUCUUUAGAAAAUCGAAAAACGUUUUUUUAAGCAGACUUUUGAGAAAUUGCUUACUGUCAAGCAGAACCUACCUUUCUAGAGAAAAUGUUUUUUUAAGAUCGUUCAAUUGAAAAAAAGAAGCCAACUAAAAGCUCAUAAAUAUGAAAGAUGGAAAAUAUAUUUAUUAUAUUAUGAGAUUCUUUUUGCAGAUGUUGACGCGAUAGUGCAGUUCCAGACGCCGCGACGUUCGCGUUUGGACAGCUCUGAAACGGUGAUGGAGGGAAAUCACCGUGGAUGAUAUCACGGUAAGGCAUUUUUUUUCAUUUGUUUUUUCAGUGAUGCAAAGUUAAAAUAGGAAAAAUUUAAAAAAAAAAUCAGUUUCUUUUCUGCCUUGAGAACUCACUUUACGUUUUUUGCUCACUCACAAGAAAGUAUUUAGCAAUCAAUAAUUACCUGGAAGUUUUAGUUUUUUCCAGGACAAUGGUGAACAACAACAACCAAAUCUCCAACUACAACUACAUCUCCUCAUCACCCACGACCCUUUGAUUCGUGAGUUCCCUUGGUUUUCUCCAAUACCUUUCUGAAUAUACGAAAGUCAGGGCCGUCCCCACCGCCACAGUUUUUAUCCGCCGGAGCAACAGCAAUGAAGAACAGUUGGUUUAUCUCAUUUUACCGAAGAUUUUGAAAGAUAAAUACACAAUUUCCGACGAACAAAACUUACACUUUCUGCUCUCUCACAAGAAAGUGUUGAGGGAUAAUAAUUUCCUGAAAACGUACCAAACUGUUUUUUUGAUAAUUAAAAAAAUGUUUUUAAAUGUCUAGAUGUCUUUUUGCGUCCCAAGCUAGCUGUGAAUCGUCUCCGUGAGUUUUUUUGGAAAAAAAUUAUUGCGUUUUUUUCGAAACUCAUGCAUGAUAAGAAUUUCGAACUCUGUUUUUUUUUCAAGUCACUCAAUUAUUAAAAACAGAUAAACUGGCCGUUUUUAUUUUGUUUGACGUGUUUUUUCAGAACAAUGGUGAACGACAGGAUGAUGAUGAUGAACAACAACCAAAUCUCCAACUACAACUACAUCUCCUCAUCACCCACGACCCUUUGAUUCGUGAGUUCCCUUGGUUUCUCCAAUACCUUUCUGAAUAUACGAAAUUCAGGGCCGUCCCCACCGCCACAGUUUUAUCCGCCGGAGCAACAGCAAUGAAGAAUAGUUAGUUUCUCUUAAUUUACCAAAGAUUUUUAAAAGAUAAAUAUAAAAUAUUCAAUGAACAAAAAAACUCUUUAAAAAAACCAUCAAAUGUGUAAUUUUUCAGACGACUAUCAUACGCAGAGCGGUCAACUGCUCCGUAUAGCCAUGCUUUUGGUUCGUUGAUUUUUCUGUUGAAAUUAACGAGAGAAUUAUGAAACCUGAGAUUGAAAAAAAGGCGAAUUGUCUGCUUUUUCAAUUAUUUUUCUUUGCAGGUGCUGAUCCGGGAGUGGACUUUCCGACGCAGCGACGCUCGCACCUCGACAGCUCCGAAACAACGAGGAAAUAAAAUCAAAUUGAACAAGAUUUCGUUGCAAGGUUUGUUCCUUUUUUCAGUUUUUUUCUGAUUUAAAGUUGAAAGUUGUGACAUCCACUUCUCGUUCUUAGUUUCAAAUGGAAUUGCAUUCCAGGAAGAGGACGACGAGAUGGAAGGUACGGUCUACUUCAACGACAUCUUCUACGACGAACCGGACCAAUAGCCCAGCUGCAGGCCCGAAAGUGA
Molecule: messenger RNA, 1881 nt
Organism: Caenorhabditis auriculariae
Lineage: Eukaryota; Metazoa; Nematoda; Chromadorea; Rhabditida; Rhabditidae
Source: the annotation of a GenBank genome assembly